AUUUUGUGACUGGCCUUCACUCUCCGAAAAUCACCGCACGCUCGGCGAGUUUUACACUGUGAACCCCCAAACGGACCGGCAAUCGCAUACCAACUAUGUCUAACGCGAAGUACAAGGAUUGGAUUUUAGAAACAAUCGACUCACUGCGGAGCCGAAAAGCCCGACCAGACAUCGAGCGAAUUUGCCACAUGGUCGAGCGCAAACAUGGAGUAGCGGCUGCUGAAACUGAAGCAGAGUUGGAGCGCUUGGUUGACUCGGAAAUCGUGAUAAAAGUCGAUUACAAAGGAAGUACAAGUUACCGCAAUGCGGCUAAGUGGAGAAAAAGCCACCUCAGCGGCAAUGUGCUCAACUCUGCCGAGACAACGCGAAGUUUGAAGAUAGCCGUCAGGAAACUGACCGAGGAAGAUGGCCGAAACUCGGGCACCGGAAUUCGCGAAAUUGAAAAGUUUUUACUGGCCGAUGAUCAUACCACGAAACUCAUAAAAACAAACUUGCAAGUGGCUUUACAAAGGGAAGUGGACGCUGGACGCUUAAUUAAGUUGAAAAAUGGAACGAACUAUACACUGAAGGACAGCGAUUCGCCAAAAAAAGCCGGUAGACCAGCCAAACGGAAGAGAAUUAAAAAGACUCAUGGUCCUGAUUUUGAGCAGGAGCCACUGUCUAAGGUUGCCUGCAAGGAAGAGGUCACUGACACUAAAUGCGACUACUGCUUGUUAACUGCUGAAUGUAACAGAAAUGGCAAGACUGAGGAUUUAUUGGUGUGUAAAGACUGCAAUGCAAAGGCACAUCCAUCAUGUAUGAACUACACUCAGGAACUUGCUGUAAGAGCUCGGAUGUCACCAUGGCAAUGCUUUGAUUGUAAGACGUGCUGUGUGUGUGGGGAUUCUGGUGACGCUGAUAACUUGUUAUUCUGUGAUGCCUGUGAUAAGGGCUACCAUAUGGCUUGUCAUACACCCCAAAUACUGAGGAAACCUACAGGAAAAUGGAUGUGUAUAAAAUGCUGCAAAGACAUGAACAUUGAUCCGGCAUCGUUAGAUUCCGGUCCUGCUACACCAGCUGCAGCUAGUGGUGAAAGUAACGAUGAGGAAGAAAAGCCAAUCAUGAAAACAGUAGUGUCCAUGGAUACCAGCAUCUUGCCAACGCCAUUAGAAUCUCCGGAAUCUCCAGAAUCCAUGGAUGCAGGAGAAGAUGAAGAAGAUGGUGCAGUGAUUGAGAAUAGUGAAAAUAAAACAACAAGAGAAAAAAAAGUUACAAGCCCCAAAUCUGAUAGUAGUCCAGAUGUUGCCACGCCAACAGCACAAACUGCCAAUCUCCCUGAGCAGUCUGCAAAAUCUGGCAUCUCUAGUGAUCCCGCAAACUGGAACAUCAAAGAUGUCGCCAAUUAUUUUAAAAAUGAGGGUUUUCACGAACAAGCACACGUGUUUGAAGAACAGGAGAUUGAUGGCAAAUCAUUGUUAUUGCUGAAAAGAAGUGAUGUAUUAACAGGGCUUUCAUUGAAGCUGGGACCAGCAUUAAAGAUGUACAAUCAUGUUAAAAAGCUGCAGACAUUUAACCAGCCGACUUCCAUUUUCACGUGAAGAGAGUACAAUAAAAUUAUAUGAAUUAAGCUGACUUGGUGCUGUAAAUAAUAUAUAUAGAAUAUGGAAGAUGAUGACAAAUGUUGUAAACCGUUUCUCGCUAUAAAUUUUCACAACAUUUUCAUAAUUUAACCAUUUCUCGCUAUAAAUUUUCACAACAUUUUCAUAAUUUAAGCAAAAUAUUGUCUGUUACUGCGCCAAAAGUUCGUAGUUUUCCCAGAAAUAAAAAAAAUUCAGGAAAAUUUGUCUCUUGCAAGAUUAAAGCAAUUUACAAUGUGAUGAAAUAUUAAAAUUCUACCUUGUGAUGUCAUAUCCUGUUUUCUCUGGUGCAUUAUGGGUAUGAAGGUCCAAGACUGCCAGACACAGGACGCUGUCAAGAUUUCAAGAGUUUUUAAACUUUUCAAAAAAUUCAUGAUUUACGUAUGUACAAGGAGUUUCAAUGAAAUAUAUGAAAAGUACAUCGCCAAUGUUUGUGAUACGUUUCUUAUGUACUUCAUGUUGCAUUACCUUUGACCUUAAAUUGACCUGAUUAAUUUGCAUAACUAUGUUUACACAAAAGCAUGUAAAGAUUUUUGUUAUUAUUGAAAUAUACCACUCUUCAUUUACUGGUACAUUUAAGCAAAAUCCGACGGUUUUAUAUUUUUUGAUAACUGUUAACUGUUUUGAAAAAUUUAUAUUAGAAAAUUGGCUGUUUCUGCUUGGGUAAAAUGUGCUAGUAUUUACCAUUAACUAUGGCUGUUUGUUAUAGGAAAUGGAUUUCUUAUAUUGAAAGGGAAGAAUGCGACAAAUAUUUUUUUCUUAAGCAGGUUUAAUUUUCUUGUACCUUUAAGUUGAGCAUUUAAAAGAACUAUUUAAAUUCAUUACACAGGGUGAUCCCAUGUUUAUAUUUACUUUUCAUUCUGUGCAUAUUAAUUGGCUUAUUUGAAUAUUAGAGUUUUACAUUUUUUAUAUACCACCAUACUACUUUGAUUGAAAGACGUGUAGGUUCCAUUUGGUGGUUUGAUCUAGUUUGUUUACACCUGUGCAUAUUAAUUAGCUAAUUUACAUGUUUGAGGUUUAGUACUUGGCCAGUUAUACAUACCGUUUAUGCUUUAUCUCUCAGAUUCAGAUGAAAUGGGUCAUUUCCAUUUCAUAGUUUGCAGGGAACUUGUUUGUUUACCCUAGUGCAUAGUAUUUAUAUAAUUUGCAUGUUGAAAUAAAUUAGGCUAAUUAAGAAAAACAAAUUGUUUCUUGGCCUGAGAUGUUCCAAACAAAUGGUGUAAGUAACGUGCCUUUUUUGGGGCCGAAACACAUUCGUGACAAAAACCCAUUUGUUUGUUGUUGUGGGGAGGGGGGGGGGUAAUAAUUGGCAGCAAAUAUUUCAUUAUGAAACAAAACUAAGCUGAGAAUCCAUGUUAUCAACUUUUAGAUAUUCUAAUACAUUGUAUGAAUGAAGCAGUCAUGUUUGAUCCACGUCUCCUGCAAUAGUUGAGAUGACACUUCAUGCUAUGCAAAUCAAAUAAUUGAGUGUGAAAACAUGUAUGACCGUAUUUUCAUGUGGUGCUUAUGGAACAUUCAACUGCCUUUCUGAUCUAAUUUCAGUGUGAAUUUAAGUUUUAUUAAACCAUACUGACAAUGA
Messenger RNA from Saccoglossus kowalevskii, 3195 nucleotides. RefSeq names its product histone acetyltransferase KAT6B-like. Gene Ontology annotation, cellular component: nucleus. Gene Ontology annotation, molecular function: DNA binding; histone binding; chromatin binding. Gene Ontology annotation, biological process: negative regulation of DNA-templated transcription. Lineage: Eukaryota; Metazoa; Hemichordata; Enteropneusta; Harrimaniidae. The record is from RefSeq and is a predicted model, not a curated record.